CUUCACAGGUUCUUGUUCCUCCAUUUAAGGGAAGGGACUGUAGCUUUGGCGGAACGAUCGCAGGCACCACAUCUGACAACCCAGCCCAAACACCCACAUCGAGAUUCUUUCCUACUCAUCAUGGCUUCACAAUACCUCACAGAGAUGUUCUCCCUGGAGGGGAAGAUUGCAAUCUGUACCGGAGCGACGGGUGGCCUUGGAACAGCAAUGAGCUUAGCGUUAGUCAAGGCUGGAGCCUCGAUCGUCUCGCUCGAGCUUCCAGACGACCCUCUCUCUGCCGAAUUCAACAAGAAGAUCCACGAUGCGGGCGGUAAGGUGACGACGUUCCAUUGCAACCUGCAGAACAAGGAGAGCAUUCGAUCGACUUUUAGACAGAUCUGGGAUAGUGGCGUCGUUCCCGACAUCCUGCUCAACUGUGCCGGCGUCAUGAAGAGGAAUUUAUGUGAGAAUGCCACUGAUGACGAGCUUGAUCUGCUGGUUGAUGUCAACAUCAAGUCCUUCUAUGUAUGCAUGCAGGAGUUUGGGAGAAGAUUGCUCUCACUCAAUCGACCGGGCAAAAUUGUCAACAUCGCCUCGAUUACCUCUUAUCAGGCUGGAUUCAACACGAGCAUCUACUCUUCCACGAAAGGGGCUGUGCUGCAGAUGACCAAGGCCUUCAGCAACGAAUGGGCAGGCAAAGGCAUCCAAGUCAACGCAAUCGCUCCUGGCUUCAUGCAGACAAAUAUGACAGCACAGUACCGAGACAACCAGCAGAUGAUCGAUUAUUUGAUGAUGCGAGUCCCCAUGGCAAGAUGGGGCGAGCCAGAGGAUUUAGUGCCUGGGCUCUUAUUCCUUGUGGCUCCAUCGAAUAAGUUCACGUCCGGUAUUGCGUUGAUCAUCGAUGGCGGCUUUUGUGGGAAAUAAUCCUGGUGAUGGGAAUAUUUGAAACUCGCCUGGGGCCGACGAAGGAUAGGACAGUCUUCGUAAAAUAACUAUGUUAGUGAUAUUCCAC
Exophiala xenobiotica is the source of this 991-nucleotide messenger RNA. RefSeq lists its product as uncharacterized. Bases 121 to 903 code for a protein of 260 amino acids. The transcript is spliced from 2 exons. NCBI's taxonomy places the organism in Eukaryota, Fungi, Ascomycota, Eurotiomycetes, Chaetothyriales, Herpotrichiellaceae. Gene Ontology annotation, molecular function: oxidoreductase activity, acting on the CH-OH group of donors, NAD or NADP as acceptor. The record is from RefSeq and is a predicted model, not a curated record.